ACGUGUUUCACUGGGACAAUAGUGAGUGGUGCACACUUCCUUCGCCCGGCCACAGAAGACAAAAAAGAGUUGCUGGUGUAACAAUAGGAAGAAUAUAUUCCACUCCUCUCUUGUACACGCGGCUUAUGAGAUGAACGCUCGUCAAGAAGAACGUCCCCUUCAGCAGCAGGAGGAUCCACAGCCCCCCCACAUUAAAGAGGAAGAGGAGGAAGUGUGGAUCAGUCAGGAGGGAGAGUGUCCUGUAGGGCAGGAGGAGGCUGAUGUCAGCAAGUUUCCACUGACUGUUGUCUCUGUGAAGACUGAAGAGCAUGAAGACAAACCACCUGAGUCCUCACAGCUUCAUCACAGUCCAAACGUCUGUGAAGAACAUCUUCUCCCUGAGCAACAGAAGUGGAGCUUCAGGAUGGAGCCACAGCCCUCCCACAUUAAAAAGGAAAAGAAACAGCCACUGAUCCCCCAUUUUAAAGCGGAAGAGGAUGACCCACUGACCACUCACAUCAAAGAGGAAGAGGAGGACUCAUUGACCCCCAAUUUUAAAAAGGAAGAGGAGAAGCCACUAAUAACCCAUUUUAAAGAGGAAGAGGGGGACCCACUGACACCCCAUUUUAAAAAGGAAGCGGUGGAUCCACUGAGCCCUCACAUUAAAGAGGAAGAGGAGGAAGAGGGCAUCAGUCAGCCUAAAUGGUUGGAGGAGUUCCCAGUGACUGGUGUCCCUGUGAAGAGUGAAGAUGAUGAGGUGAAAGGUGAAAGUGAGGAGAGGGGAGGGGGGGAGCCUCCAAGCAGCAGCUCAACACAACACAUGACAACAGAAGCUGAUGGAGACCACUGUGGAGGAUCACAAGCAGACAAGCUCUUAGCUCCACUAUCAGAUAGUGAGGACACAACGUCACACUCUCCUGACACUGAUGAUGAAGACUCUAAAGAUGAUAAGACAUGUCACACUGACAACACUCACUUCACAUCUUCUCACUCUCACAAAACUUUUAAAUAUCCUCGUAAAUUGAAAAGACACAUGAGAACACACACUGGAGAAAAACCUUUUUCAUGUUCAAACUGCGGUAAACAUUUUACUCAGAGGCCAGAUUUAAAAGUACACAUGAGAACACACACUGGAGAAAAACCUUUUUCAUGUUCUAUCUGUGGUAAAGAUUUUACUCAGAGGCCACAUUUGAAAGUACACAUGAGAACACACACUGGAAAAAAACCUUUUUCAUGUUCUAUCUGUGGUAAAGAUUUUACUCAGAGGCCACAUUUGAAAGUACACAUGAGAACACACACUGGAGAAAAACCUUUUUCAUGUUCAAUCUGCGGUAAAGAUUUUACUCGAAGGGAAAAUUUCAAAAAGCACAUGAGAAUACACACUGGAGAAAAACCUUUUUCCUGUUCAAUCUGCAGUAAAUAUUUUGCGCAACGACACUAUUUGAAAGAACACGUGAGAACACACAGUGGAGAAAAACCUUUUACAUGUUCAGUAUGUUGUAAAAGUUUUUUACAAAGUCAGCAUUUGAAAAGACACAUGAGAAGACACCCAGGAGAGAAAGUGUUGAGUUGCAGUGUGUGUGGUGAAAGAUUGUCUUCUAAGUACCAGUGUAAGAAACACAAGUGUGCUGGUGAGAACAGCAGCAGCAAAUGAAACUGCAGGAUUUGAAAUAAACUGUCAAGACUUUAACUUUGACCUUCUAAAAACAUCAGCACAUAGUUUCUAAGAUUUAUAGAUGAGAUAUUUUAGAUUAUUACCUUUUUUCAGUCAAGUACUACACAUGACAAGUGUUUUUUAAAGUUGUUCAUGAUUUAUCCCCCUUUUUUAGAAUUCCUCAAACAUUAUCAAUUUCAGAAAACAUGGGAACGUUUGGAAUGUUUGGGAAAAGUUAAUUAUGUACAUCAUCCCACAGAGCUUUACUGUACAUCCAUCCAUUUGUUCUACCACUUGUCUCUUUCAUUUUAUAUGUAUAGCAUUUAAUCACAUACUUGUCCGCCAAAGGGUGUUGCGUUUUGGAGGAACUCCUUCUGUCAGAGUGCUGUUCACACUUCUUUCACUGCGGAAAUCUACUCACAAAAACAAUCCAAACAGUAGGAAACAAAAAACGAUGGUGCGAAAAAGAGAAGACUAAAUGUGCAUUUUGGAAAAAAUAACAAAAGCUACUUCUAUACACAAAUAAAGUCAACUUGGUUUGGAGUUACAAGACGUGCACACUACAAAACAACACCAAGAUGGAUGGCACUGGGAAUGGCCAAGGUAGCAAAAUACUCAAAGCAUGUAAUCAACUGGCGUGGAGUAGAAUCGCCGAGUGCCAUCCAGCUGUCAAUGUGCUGUUUAAGUAGCACCAGGGUCAAUCGGAGGCAGCUGUGCACUUCCCACAACUCCGCCCACAAAGGCAACACAGGAACUCUAGGAGGAAGGAGAAAUGUAAGAACAAGGUCAACUGCACCAAAAGACGAAAACUGACUGUUGGAGCCAAAUUUCCUUAUUUGCGUAUAUUGUUUUUAUUUUGUUUUCUCUGAUUGAUAGCUGGCUUCAGUUCAUGCUGAAUGUCCCUUUCUGCAGAUUGCUCCGCCCACUUCCUGUUGAGAACCAGGAAGUGUUGACAGGGAUGGGACUGUUGCUAUGGUGCGGUUGCCAUGGUAGCCUCCUUUAAUUGUGUUCAGCUGGGAACACUGGGGGGUGAUUGCAUGGAGGACAAACAGUUUUGGAGCGUGUGGUGUGGUGUGUGGUCAGGUCUCACUGCUGUGACAAUGUGCCAUUCAAGCCAAGGUCAGCAUACAUAAUGUUCUAGAACCUACUUUUCAUUUCAUUUUGAUAGCUUGGAAUAAAGGGAUUGUCAUAUCCAAACACA
Molecule: messenger RNA, 2834 nt
Organism: Nerophis ophidion (straightnose pipefish)
Lineage: Eukaryota; Metazoa; Chordata; Actinopteri; Syngnathiformes; Syngnathidae
Product: zinc finger protein 25-like
Exons: 3
Coding region: 131-1633 (500 amino acids)
Biological process (GO): regulation of transcription by RNA polymerase II
Molecular function (GO): DNA-binding transcription factor activity, RNA polymerase II-specific; RNA polymerase II cis-regulatory region sequence-specific DNA binding
Source: RefSeq, a predicted model, not a curated record